This is a messenger RNA of Leishmania mexicana MHOM/GT/2001/U1103, 1707 nucleotides long. RefSeq lists its product as hypothetical. Gene Ontology annotation, biological process: intraciliary anterograde transport; intraciliary transport involved in cilium assembly. Bases 1 to 1707 code for a protein of 568 amino acids. Gene Ontology annotation, cellular component: intraciliary transport particle B; ciliary base; ciliary basal body. Gene Ontology annotation, molecular function: intraciliary transport particle B binding; protein binding. The record is from RefSeq and is a predicted model, not a curated record. The transcript has a single exon. Lineage: Eukaryota; Euglenozoa; Kinetoplastea; Trypanosomatida; Trypanosomatidae.
AUGAUCACCACGAGCGGCCGCGUCGUUCGCAAGGGUGGCAAUGCGCCAAAUAGCCGGAAGGCCCCACUACCCAAGCAGACACCUCAGGAGCAGAUCGAAGACGCACUGCAGGCACGCGACUUCUCGAAGGCGACCACCAUCUUAGAGUUUUACAAGACAAGUGGGCAGAGCCUCGGCGAUCUCUCCAUUAACGAAUGGCUCGCCUACAGCGCCUUUCACGCGAAUGACAUGGAGAAGGCCAUUGAGGUGUACAAGGCCAUUCUCGCGUUGGACGACUGUGCGCCGAUCAACCAUACGUACCUCGGCUGCUGCUACUACAUGAACGGCUCGUUUAAGGAGGCGGAAGAAUGUGCCUUACGCGGCCCCGAAUGCCCCCUUCAGACGCGGCUGAUGUUGCACAUUGCACAGAAAACGCAUGACGAGGAGAAGCUCAUGGUCUAUCACGGCAAGCUACAGGAUACGAUCGAGGAUCAGCUCUCCCUGGCUGCGGCGCAGUAUAUUCGCAACCACUACACAGAAGCCAUCGAGGCCUAUAAGCCCAUUCUUGCUCAGACGAGGGAGUACAAAGCCCUCAACGUGUACGUGGCGAUGUGCUACUUCAAGCUGGACUACUACGAGGUGAGCGUCAGCGUGCUGAAUGUGUACUUACAAACCUACAGCAACAGUGCGGUGGCUAUCAAUCUCAAAGCUGCGAACCACUAUCGCCUCUUCAACAACAAGGCGGCGAAGAGCGAGCUGAAACUGCUGAUCGAUCUUCAACGCACCACGUACUACGUUGAAACGGACAUUGUAAAGCACAACCUGGUCGUUUUCAACAACGGCGAAGGCGCCCUGCAGGUCCUGCCGUCGAUGCUAGAUGUUGGUAUUCCAGAGGCACGCCUGAACCUGGUCAUCUAUCACCUGCGUCAUGAGUGCAUUAACGAAGCUUAUGAGCUGAUGGCCGAUGUAGUGCCACUCACAACGCAGGAGUACAUAUUGAAGGCUGUCGUCAACGCGUACGUUGGUCAAAACAUGGAGUCGCAGGAGCAUCUCAAGGUGUGCAAGGAAAUCUUCAACUACGUGGGCUCCUCGGCGAGUGAUCGCGAUACGAUUCCUGGCCGACAGUGCAUGGCGUCGUACUUCUUUCUCCUGCGCGACUUCCCUAACGUGCUCAUCUACUUGCGUUCAAUCAAGCCGUACUUCAGCAAGGACGACACUUUUCUUUACCUCUACGGUAUCGCGUGCGCUGGCACUGGGGAGUACGCCGAGGCGGAGCAGAGCCUGCUCGCCGUCAGCUCCGAAAAGAUCAAGGCAGAGUUCAGCUACACGAGCUGGCUGGUACGGUCGCACAUCAUCAAUAAGCACCCCAAGAUGGCGUGGGACAUCUACCUGAAGAAGGAGAUGGGCGAGUCCAUCGGAAUCUUGCGCCUCCUCGCGAAUGACUGUUACCGCACCAGCGCCUUUUACUACGCAGCAAAGGCGUUUGACGUGCUGGAGCGACUUGACAGCGAUCCCGAGUAUGUGGAAGGCAAGAAAGGGGCGUGCAUAGGUGUGUUUCAGCAGGUCUUCGCCAACGAGGAACCAGCCGAGUCUUUGCUCGACGUGAUGAAGAUGAUUGAAGCGAGUCUCCAGCGGCACACCGAUGAACCUCCUGUGGUGCAGCAGUUUUCCAACAUGCUGGCGCUGAUGAAAGACUGGGCGAAGGAUGCGAAGCUGAAGCGCCGGUGA